Molecule: messenger RNA, 1844 nt
Organism: Mercurialis annua (annual mercury)
Lineage: Eukaryota; Viridiplantae; Streptophyta; Magnoliopsida; Malpighiales; Euphorbiaceae
Product: auxin transporter-like protein 2
Exons: 9
Coding region: 234-1658 (474 amino acids)
Cellular component (GO): plasma membrane
Source: RefSeq, a predicted model, not a curated record
UUAAUACACUGACAAUCUUGGAAUUCUGAUAAAUUUUGAUUUUCUAUUAAAAUAUUAAAUAUUUUUUCUCUGUCAAUCAAUCCAUAACCACUCUACUCUAUACUACAACCAGCUUUUAUGAGUAUUUAACAUUAAAUUACAAAACAAAAAAGCUGUAACAGCCGUUUUUGAAUGCAAGAAUAGACUCAAUUCACUGACUUCUUCUUCUUAAAAAGAUCUGAAGAGCAAAAAAAAUGAUAUCGAAGCAAGCAGAGGAAGAAAUGGUGACGAGUUUUAAUGAAGGUGAUGAGCAUGGAGUUGAAAAAGAUGAGGGUGAUGAAGAUCACUCGAUUUUUAGUGCUAAAAAUCUUCUUUGGCAUGGUGGUUCUGUUUAUGAUGCUUGGUUUAGUUGUGCUUCCAAUCAGGUUGCUCAGGUUCUGUUAACACUACCAUACUCAUUUUCACAAAUGGGGAUGCUUUCAGGAAUAAUUUUACAAAUUUUUUAUGGUAUUCUUGGAAGCUGGACUGCUUAUUUGAUCAGUGUUCUUUAUAUAGAAUACAGAAGUAGAAAGGAAAAAGAAAAUGUCAGCUUCAAGAACCAUGUUAUACAGUGGUUUGAAGUUCUUGAUGGUUUGCUUGGUCCAACCUGGAAAGCAGUUGGCUUAGCCUUUAAUUGCACUUUUCUCCUCUUUGGUUCUGUUAUUCAGCUUAUAGCUUGUGCAAGUAAUAUAUAUUACAUAAAUGACAAAUUAGACAAGAGGACAUGGACAUAUAUAUUUGGAGCUUGCUGUGCUACCACUGUGUUCAUUCCCUCAUUUCAUAAUUACAGAAUUUGGUCUUUUCUUGGCCUUGGUAUGACCACUUACACUGCUUGGUACAUGACCAUUGCAGCCCUUGUUCAUGGCCAGGUGGAAGGUGUGACCCAUUCAGGCCCUAAAAAACUGGUACUUUAUUUUACAGGGGCAACCAAUAUCCUCUAUACUUUUGGGGGUCAUGCUGUCACAGUGGAAAUUAUGCAUGCUAUGUGGAAGCCUCAGAAAUUUAAGUACAUUUAUCUCAUUGCUACUCUCUAUGUAUUCACCUUGACAAUUCCAUCGGCUACUGCGGUUUACUGGGCGUUCGGAGAUCAACUCCUCACUCACUCCAACGCCUUUUCGCUUCUUCCCAAUUCUGGCUGGCGCGAUGCUGCAGUUAUUCUCAUGCUCAUUCAUCAGUUUAUAACCUUCGGAUUUGCGUGCACCCCACUGUACUUCGUGUGGGAGAAAGUAGUCGGAAUGCAUGAUUCGAAGAGCAUAUUCUUGAGGGCGUUAACGCGUUUGCCUGUCGUAAUACCAAUAUGGUUCUUUGCAAUAAUUUUUCCAUUCUUUGGCCCCAUCAACUCAGCUGUAGGGGCUCUUUUGGUUAGCUUCACAGUCUACAUCAUCCCUUCAUUAGCUCAUAUGCUCACUUACCGAUCCGCCUCGGCUCGACAGAAUGCAGCGGAGAAGCCACCGGCGUUCCUUCCGAGCUGGACCGCCAUGUAUGUGAUUAAUGCAUUUAUAGUGAUAUGGGUGCUUAUAGUUGGUUUUGGGUUAGGAGGGUGGGCUAGUGUGACCAAUUUUAUCAGGCAGGUUAACACAUUUGGUCUGUUUGCUAAGUGCUACCAGUGCCCGAAACCGUCCGGUCCGAACCACCAUUGAGCCAUUGGUUCAUCAUCAUUCAAGUUUAAACCCUAAAUCCCAUCUCUUAGAUUUACUUCAGUGCAUUUUGCCUUCUAUUCUACUUUUUGUAUUAUAUACCCAAGGGAGCUAGGCUUUACCCCCUUUAUAUAUAUUGUGUUUUGUUUAAACAUUAUAUUAUAAACAUUAGGUUAUUUGUUAUUGUUA